AGACUCCCCCUUCUCUCUUCUAGGGAUGGGAACCGAGAACCGGUUCUUCUUUAGAACCGGUGGCCAGUGAAUCGAUUCCUUGGAACCGUUAGCGUAUCUGCUUAACGAUUCCGCUUAUCGGUUCCGCUCGUUGCAAAUGUGUCAUCAUCAUGACCUCACACACGCGCUGCGUUGCUUUGGUUACGCAGCAAACAUGUCAUCGAGGCAGAAGCGAUCUAAAGCGUGGUUACUUUUCACUAGAAAAGACGCAAAUGCGGUCAUUUGCAACAACUGUAAAAGUUUAAUUUCGGCAAAGGGAGGAACUACCUCCAAUAUGCAGAAAGAUUUGACCACACAGCACGCAAUUCAUUUGCAGGACUGUCGCGUGUCUGAUACACUUCUACUUAGCGACAGAGCAACAACAAGUGAGUCAAGCAGCAGCGGAGCUAACAAGACGUCAUCUGCUAUUAAUGCCGAAGGAACACAGUAAAAUGGUAUUUGGAGAUGCAGGAGAUUUCUAGCCAACAAGUCAGCUGGGGAGUAUAAAGCAGGGGAGCUUUCACUGACUUUCCAUUCGCUUUUAGAGACCUGGACCUGUGUAUUCACGAAGAGCCUCUUGGAUUCUAACAGAGAAAAGAAAAGCUAUGGAUUCUGACAUUUCAAAGAUAAAUCAAAGCCUUACCACUGCUAAGGACAUGAGGGACCAAACCAAACUUAUGAUGCAGCCUUAUGCCAACUGGGAAGAGUAUUUGACUCCAGCACCUCUAUCCAUAGCUAUCAUGGGAGAGCUGAUAUUUAUUUCUUCCGUAACAGAUUUUUCCAUCAAUAAAAAUCCCCCAGAAGGUGGUUACAAAUACAUCAGAUACCCAGAAUCCUUUCGAGCUUGUCUAAUGCAAGUGUGUAACUCUGGUUGGACGGCAUUUAAUGAAGCCCAUUCGAGCAUGGACCAAAUUCGUCUCCAUACUGCCCAAGUUCCUGAUUACAUUAUGAUGGCUGUCAAGAUUCUUUACCAAGACAAUGAUGAGGUCAUUGAAGCACAUCUUCCAGAUCAAAUGAACAAUAUCCGAGUCAUUGCAGAUGAAUGUCUUAAAUUGUCUACUGAAACUGAAAAGCAUUUUAUGAAUGUCAUCCUGAUUAUACAAGAGCUGCUAGAAGCAUGUGUGAACGCAGAGCACGUUUAUGGGGAGGAGAAGGAAGUUGUUAAGAAAAAAAUAGAGGAGAAUAAACUGAGAGAGAAGUCAGCACAAGAAGCAAAGACAAGGACGGAGAAGGCAAUGAAUGCCUUGGAGAAGGAACUGGAGAAUACUCAUGAGAACUACCAGAAAGCUAUGAAUUCUCUCCCUGAAGGAUGGAAUAUGGUAGGAAUGGAUAUUGUCUGUGAGAUAGCACAGAGCUAUUCAGUCCUUUUAAAUGGAUUGGUAUCCAUGGCAGCUCACCCAGUGAAUGCGUGUUGCAUAGCAAAAGGCUUUUAUGAUUCUACGAGCCACAAAAGAGGUCAGCAAACUGUAGAAGAUGUGUUUGAUGAAAUCAACUCAUGUAGUAAGUCUGCUGAAAUUCUACAAUGUGCACAGGCUAUCAAAGAGCAAAUGAAUGUGAGCAGUAAGAAUAAUGAAAUUAACUGGAAAAAACUUUAUGAUCAGAAGGAGAAAACCACACAAACGGAUUUCUCUGCAGAACAGUUCCAAAGAAUCAGUAAUGAAUUGGAAAAAAUCAAUGACUGCAAAGGAAAGUCUGAAGCUCAGGUUUUAUGCCUGAAGGGCAUUAACAUAUGCAAUCAACUAGCAAAAUAUGCUCCAGAAGGCAAAUGUGUCAAAGACAUGAACGAAAAGAUAAUCCAGGAGGUCUUGGAAUUAAUCAACUCAGCCCGUGUUUUUGACAGCGAAAGCAAAUCAAUAACACAAUCUCCAGCCAUUUACCCAAAACCUCCAAUGAUGUAUAAACAUGAAAACAGGUCAGAGAACACAAGUCUUUCACAUCGUGCAACAGAUAAUGCACAAUUUGCCAUAGAGCAGAGCCGAGCUCAGUUAAACAAGACAAGGGAGUCAUAUGAAAAGUGCAUGGAGAACCUAGAAAAGAACGAAAAGGAACUAAAUGAAGUUUUGGUUGCUAUGAGAAAUUGUGACCUCAAACAGAUUGACUUCAAGACCACCAUAGAGAUGCUGGUCAAAGGUAUGGAUGCCAUGGGGAGAGUGAAGGAGCAAUGGGAGAAGAUGGUUCGCUUCUUUCAGAUGGUUUCAAACAUUGUCAAAACUAGCCUUAGUACAACUCUCAAAAACUUUGUCUCAGCAGCUGAGAAAACCCAAGCCCUUUCUUAUAACGCAAAGCUCUUUUCAAAAGAUUUGCUCUACACACAAGCUUUCAAAGCCAGUGACAUCGCCAGUCUGGUCAAUAUGAUCUCAGGAACAUACACAGAGAUUUCCAACAAGUAUCUGAUGGACCGUGUCAGUUCACUGGGCAAACUGAUGGUCAUGGAUAAAAGUAAACCAGAAUUCCAGCAUGAGCGACUAAAGUUGCGGGAUUCCUGUGACAAAGCACAAAAAGGAAUCUUAGAGCUUGUUCUGAAAAAUAAAGAGGAGUUUGAAAGGAAGAGCGCUGCAAGAUUGGAGAGGAUUGAUCGAGAGUUGCUCGCCAUUCUGCCUGCUGCUCCUCCAGAGGAAAUCAAGAAAAUGCAAGAGGCUGUUCAAGCUGGAUUCAGUGAGGAAGAAGCAGAAUCAUACUACUGAGAACAUAAGAUGAAAUAAUAUACUAGUACAAAUAAAUAUAAUUUAAUUGUAGAUUAGAUUAGAUUAAGACUGUGCUUUCCAUCAGCGUGCUGAAUUAACUAUACCAGAGAUUAUCACCUCAUCAAUCAAAAGUAACAAAAAAUGUAUGAGGAUCAAUUUCUUGUAUACUUCUCUUAGAACAAGUAAGGCUGCAAUGCCUAAAGAACUGAAACAUUUGCUUAGAUCAUUACAUUUCAACAUUAAUUUUGAAGAAUAUUUACAAACAGUAGGAGUACAGUGGAGGAAAACAGAUGCUCAUCAUGUUGAGGAAAAGGUACUGAACCAUUGCAUCACAUGCAAACGGUAUAAUUCGAUUAACCUACAUAAGCAAGGCAGAUCCAUUGAGACAAAUAACAUUAGUAAAUAAACAAAAGACAUCCUGCAGAUGGAUAAAGCAAGGGUUUGCCUUAACUGAAGAUAAGAUGACCAUCGAAAGCAAAGAUUUUGACAUUAUGCAUUUGGCAGAUGCUUUUAUCCAAAGCAACUUACAUUGCAUUAUAGCAAAUAUUUUUGUUUCUCAGAAUGUGCAAUUUGGGGAUCAAACCCAUGACCUUACCAUUGCUAGCGCCACGCUCUAACCACUGAGCUACAGGAAAGAGACUUUUCAAGCUGGAUGAAUAAUCAGAGAAAAGCCAUUAGUGAGGAUGCAUAAUUUUGUCAAACCAAGUUAUACAUGCAAUUAUAAGUUAUAAUGCCUUGUGUUAUUUUUUUUAAUUGACAUACAACAUAUACUGCAUGAAAAUGGGUUUCUUAUAACAUAUAAUACCUACCAUAUGCAUGGGUUUGUUAUUUCUUUUUAACUUUUGUCACUUAAUGGAAAAUAAUUAUAUGAGAACUUUGAAGUAAAGUUACGAAGCUAGAACUCUGCUUAUUGAUUGUCUUAGAAAGUUUUUCUGUCUGUAAACCUGUUGAAAUUAAAUACUGCAUGAUAAUGAAUGCUUUAAUAAACUACAUCUAAAUGUU
Messenger RNA from Triplophysa dalaica, 3704 nucleotides. RefSeq lists its product as uncharacterized. The transcript has 3 exons. The record is from RefSeq and is a predicted model, not a curated record. Lineage: Eukaryota; Metazoa; Chordata; Actinopteri; Cypriniformes; Nemacheilidae. The coding region runs from base 624 to 2702 and encodes 692 amino acids.